Gekko japonicus is the source of this 3912-nucleotide messenger RNA. It is a transcript of the gene RBM33, whose product is annotated as RNA binding motif protein 33. Lineage: Eukaryota; Metazoa; Chordata; Lepidosauria; Squamata; Gekkonidae. The transcript is spliced from 18 exons. The annotation marks the transcript as partial. Gene Ontology annotation, molecular function: RNA binding. The record is from RefSeq and is a predicted model, not a curated record.
AUGCUUCAAUAUGUGGUAUUGGAGCGUCCGGGGCUGGCAGCAGGGCAGCGGGAGGAGAACACCCUGAGCACCAUGGUCCAGCCAACUGCCUCCCUGGCCCACCUGUGCUCAGCCCCUGGGCAAGCUCACCAGCUCCGACAACUCGAACAAGGGCAAUGGGAGACAGCGACAGCAGUGACGAGGCAGCAAGGGUCGGCGAAGGCAACGCAGUCGGCAGCAGGGCCGGGCACAGAGUUUGCCUGGCAAGGGCAGAUGACGAGGGGGGAGGAGUCAGCCUACGCCGAGGCUCCCAAGAUCGAGAACCACCGGCAGCCAUGUUGUGCUAGUUUUGCGCUCGGCGGUGGCGCCAACCGAAAACUCUCCUCCACCGUCGCUCCCAGCCAGGAGGGUUCUUCGCUGCGGGACCUCGUAAGCCCGGGCGCCAUGGCAGCCGCUUUGGGAGGCGGCGCAGAUGAUGACUUCGAUCAAUUUGAUAAGCCUGGUGCAGAAAGAUCUUGGAGGAGGAGAGCUGGAGAUGAUGACUGGGACAGUGAACUGGAUGAUGACUUGCUAGGAGAAGAUUUACUGACUGGGAAAAAGACUCAGUCAGAUAUGUCAGAUGAAGAACUGAAUGAUGAUCUUCUGCAGAGCGAUAAUGAAGAGGAUCAACAUUUCAGUGCCCAGGAUGUUGCUGUUAGUCUUAAUGCUACAUCUGGCAUGGUUACAUCCUUUGAGCUCUCGGAGGGAGGGAACGAUCCAUCCACCGAACAAGAUUCAGAAUACGAACAAGGGGAAGACGAGCUGGCUUAUGACAAAUCGGAUGUUCCCGAAGAAUACGUGGAAGAGUACACAGAAGAGGGGCAAUACGGAGGCCCAGAGGCCGAACUAGCAGAAGACCAAAUAGAAUAUGGUGAAGACCAGGGAGAAGAAGGGAUUUAUAAUGACGAAGUGCUAGAUCUUGAAAUCAAUGAACCGCUAGAUGAAUUUCCAGAUGAAGAUUAUAUGCAGUCCUAUGGUGAGCAGGAAGCAAUGGAAGAGCAAGAAGAAUACGUAGCUGAAGAAGAAUUAGAACAAGUUGCUGACAGCCAGACUCCUCCAAAUGAACCGGAAGAGGCUGUUAUAGAAAAUCUGGAACUUCCAGAGGAAUCUAAAGAAGAGUCUGAUGAAGAAGAAGAUGAUGAUGAAGAGUCUGGUCGAUUACGCUUCAAAACUGAACGGAAAGAAGGAACAAUCAUUAGGUUAUCAGAUGUCACAAGAGAACGGAGAAACAUUCCAGAAACCUUGGAACUUUCCGCAGAAGCCAAAGCAGCAUUAUUUGAAUUCGAAGAGAGGGAACGGCAGCUCAAACAGGGGCGCUACGGCUCAAGAAGAGGAGGAAGGCGAGGAGGGCCUUUAAUGUGUCGUGGAAUGGGAGAACAAAGGAGAGACCAUGAACGGGGCAGGCUGAAGGACCACCGGCCGGCGCUGCUGGCAACCCAAACAACUGUUACGUCCCACUCACAAAGGAUGUUUCCGCAUCAGCAGCCCAUUAGGAACCUGUUCCAGCAGCAGCAGCAGCAGCCGCCACCAUUGCAGGGCCUGCUGCCGAUUCCCCCUCAGCAUCACACGCCCCCACCUCCCCCUCAAGGGAUCCAUAUGCCACCGCAGCUAGAAACACCAAGGAUACUGAUGACUCCUCCUCCAGUGACCUCUCAGCAGCCAAAGAACAUACAUAUUAACCCACACUUCAAAGGGAAUGUAGUAACUCCUGUACAAGUGCCCUUGCUGCCAGUCCCAACCCAGCCAAGACCUGCCGUCGGACCCCAGAGAUUUCCCGGACCUCCUGAUUUCCAGCAGAACCCUCCUGGACCAGUUCCUACCAACUUCAGUCAAGCCCCCAGACUCCCCCUCCAGGACCAGUGGCGAGGGCCGCCACCGCCACCCCCACCGCUGCCACCCCCGCCCCCACAGGACAGAGAGCCUUUCUUCAUGGGAGAUCCAAGGUUUCCCAGCCACCACUUAUUUGAGCAACGGAGUCCUCCUCCGCCACCGCCUCUUCUGAACAGCAGCCAUCCUGUUCCCGGCCAGAACCCGCUCCCUUUCAGUCAGCCCGGACCAGGCUUCAGUCAACAAGGGCAGCAGCCCGUCUUCCCCAGGGAGAGGCUGGUCCGGCCAAACAUUCAGCCGCAAGGCCCCGUGGGAGUUCUCCACUUCAACCAGCCGGGAGCCGGAAAUGCGCGGCCGUUCCUUCCCCCCCGGCAGCCGUACCUGCAGGCCCCCGGGCAGCCCUUCAUGACAACUCACACGCAGCCCAACAUUCAGGGACCCUUGCACCCUCCUCUGCAACCGCAGCAUCAGCAUCAGCAACACCCACAGCCACAGCAGCAUCCGCAGCAUCCGCAGCCGCACCACCAGCAGCAUCAGCACCAGCAGCAGCACCACCUCCUGGCUGUGCCUCCCCAGCCUCUGAUUCCUGUGGCCCCGUCCCAGUUCAGGCCUCACAUGCAGACUUCACAGCAGCAGCCAAGCAACAGUCGGAUGCAGUGUCAGCAGAGGCAGGGGCUGAUAAAGCCCAGACAUAAUGCCCCGACACAGAAUAUCGCCAAGCGUCCGAACCAGCAACUCCAGUCGGGCGCUCCGAGGAACAGCAACUUGCGCGAACUGCCGAUAGCACCGCUGCAUGCAAUGGAGGCUGCGAACAACCGCCGGACCUCGACACCCGCGGCUCAAGUGAAACCCAUCGCCUCUGCUGCUCCUGCCGCGAGGCCUGCCGUGGGUCCCAAGGCCCAGCAGGGAAGGCCAGAGACGAAACCCCAAGUUGCUACCCCAGUGGUCCAACCGAAAGUGGAGGUCAAGUCGGAGCCAGAGUUUCCAGAUGAAGAUGAAGAAACCAGGCUCUACCGCCUGAAGAUAGAAGAGCAGAAGCGGCUGAGAGAAGAGAUCCUGAAACAGAAGGAGCUCCGGCGGCAGCUUCAGGCCGGGGCCCGAAAGAGAGAACUGCUCGAAAGGCUAGCCCAGCAGCAGCAGCAGCAGCAACAGUUGUCGUUGUCGUCGUCUUCUACCCAGCAGCAGCAGCAGCAGCAAGAGGAGGAGGCGGCUUCACAGCUGCUGCCCACCAACGGAAACCCUUUGCUCCCCCUUCCCGGUGCUCAGCCCCGCCAAAAUGUGAAACACAGGCUGAUGGUUAAAAAGCAGGACCCGCUCGUUCCGAAUCCCCCCUCCACUCAGCCCAAGCCCACACACGUUCUCCAGACUGGGGAUAGCGUGCCGUUCCAAGGACAGCCGAUCAAAACUGUAAAGCAGCUCAGACAGACUAGGGCAGUGCCCGAGAACGAGCUCCAGCUGUCGCACAAAGGGCUGCAGACAAAGCCUGCUUCGGCACACAUGAACCCGUCUCCGAUUGCCCGGGUGGCGUCGGUACAAGGCCAACCUCAGGAACUGAAGCCUGGGGUGAAAAGGACUGUCAUGCAGCGGGCAAACAGUGGUAGUGGAGAUGGGCCCCAUGUCGGCACCAAAGUCAGGGUGAUUAAGUUGUCAGGAGGGGGUGGCGAGAACGUUGGCCUUUCUCACCCAGAGGGGCCUCCCCACCGGCUCCAGCAACCAGCAGAGCAGAGACAUCAGCCGGUGCGGAAAGUCACGUUGACGAAGGGGACAGUCCAGCAACCGCAUCAGCACCAGCCCCAUCAUCCGCACCAGCUGGCACAGAUUCACUCAGCCAUUCCUCAGGGGCUGAAGAACAUCCAGGGGAUUCAUCCAGCUAAAAAGGUCAUCAUGCACGGGAGAGGCAGAGGCAUGGCGGGCCAGAUGGGCCGAGGCCGCUUGAUGCCGAACAAACAGAACCUGCGCGUGGUGGAGUGCCGGCCGCAGCCCUGCGUCGUGUCAGUUGAAGGGCUUUCUUCGUCAACUACCGAUGUCCAACUGAAAAACCUGCUGAUGUCGGUAGGACCCAUUCAG